Molecule: messenger RNA, 1012 nt
Organism: Oldenlandia corymbosa var. corymbosa
Lineage: Eukaryota; Viridiplantae; Streptophyta; Magnoliopsida; Gentianales; Rubiaceae
Source: the annotation of a GenBank genome assembly
UAUAACAAAAGUCUAUGCUCUAAAAAGCAUCUUAUCUCCUCAUUUCUCAUGUGGGUAGAUGGUCUAUAUAUCUAGCCACCUGUAUAUCUACCUUAUUGCAUUCUUUAAUUCCUUCAUCAUUUACAGACUUGAAGAUCAGAUGGAGAAUUCUGACAAGGCAAGUGUUAGGCACUACAAGAAAUCGGAUCUUCCUCGUCUCCGGUGGACGCCGGAACUCCAUGACCACUUUGUUCAAGCUGUUGAAAACCUGGGCGGAAAACAUAAAGCAACACCAAAGAGAAUUGUGCAAAUGAUGGGAGUAAGAGGGCUUCAGAUGUCUCAUGUUAAAAGUCACUUGCAGAUGUAUCGGAGCAUGAAGAAAAGGACCACUAUUAACCUAACGGUACCAAUUGCAAAUAGGAUGAACGUAGAGGAGAUAGCUUGGUCCCCUCCAAGGGAGUUUAUUGAUAAAAAUCAAGAAGGGAAGAAUAAGAAGAAACAAAUCAAAAUCCCAAUCAUGUACAAUUUGCAGGUGAUUCAAGCCAGGGAAGAUGUUCAUUCUGAUGUUGAAAUUGAAAAUCAGAGCGAAAUUUCUGAAUAUAUGAACGAAACGACAUUUCAUGAUUGCGGAAAGCGCAUAAGCCUAUGCUCCUUUGAUAAUGAUCUUCUCAUCUCCAAUUCAAGGGAUCUAAACAAUUGCUUUGACUUCUUCCUAAAAUCUUGUAGUAAGGGAAGUAGGCACGUUAACCUAGAUUUAACCAUCUCAUCAUCAUGUCAUUAAUAAGGCGUUUUACCAAAAUACAUAAAGUCAACAAAAGCUCAUUCAGCUUUGUUAGUAGCAUUAUUAUUUUUCAUCAUUAAAUUACUCCCCCCAUUGUCACAAAAUUGAUGUUCAGUUUGACUUUCCACUGUAAAUAUAAUUUGUACUAAAAAUAAAACUCAAACCUGAAAAAUCAUUUUGAGACGAAAAAAAUAGCAUUUUUGUAUCGUGUCAUCUGCUAGCUAGCUACUUGGUUAGAACUAGAGAUCUCUU